Staurois parvus is the source of this 300-nucleotide messenger RNA. The record is from the annotation of a GenBank genome assembly. NCBI's taxonomy places the organism in Eukaryota, Metazoa, Chordata, Amphibia, Anura, Ranidae.
UCAGAAGUCUCCCCGUGUGCUCCUCCUGUCUGCAGUCUCUGGUCAUCUCCUGUACUGUCUGCAGUCUCUGGUCAUCUCCUGUACUGUUUUCCGCAGUCUCUGGUCAUCUCCUGUACUGUGUCCGCAGUCUCUGACCAUCUCCUGUACUGUGUCUGCAGUCUCUGGUCAUCUCCUGUACUGUGUCCGCAGUCUCUGGUCGUCUCCUGUACUGUGUCCGCAGUCUCUGGUCGUCUCCUGUACUGUGUCCGCAGUCUCUGGUCGUCUCCUGUACUGUGUCCGCAGUCUCUGGUCAUCUCCUGU